This is a messenger RNA of Gloeophyllum trabeum ATCC 11539, 3457 nucleotides long. Its product is annotated as LNS2-domain-containing protein. The coding region runs from base 1 to 3411 and encodes 1136 amino acids. Gene Ontology annotation, biological process: triglyceride biosynthetic process; fatty acid catabolic process. NCBI's taxonomy places the organism in Eukaryota, Fungi, Basidiomycota, Agaricomycetes, Gloeophyllales, Gloeophyllaceae. Gene Ontology annotation, cellular component: nucleus. Gene Ontology annotation, molecular function: phosphatidate phosphatase activity. The record is from RefSeq and is a predicted model, not a curated record. The transcript has 12 exons.
AUGAACUAUCUUCGUGGGGCAGUCAGCGCAAUCAGUGCCCCGUAUCAGUACUACAAGGACCUUCCCCCAAUCAAUCCGUCCACCCUCACCGGCGCCAUAGAUGUUAUUGUGGUUAAACGCCCAGCACCUGACGGAGGGGAGGAACUGGCUUGCUCGCCGUUCCAUGUGCGCUUUGGCAAAUGGCAAGUUCUACGACCAGCAGAGAAGAAGGUGAAUGUCUCUGUCAAUGGUCGACAGAUACCAUAUUACAUGAAAAUUGGGGACGCAGGCGAGGCAUUCUUUGUCUUUGAGACGGAAAGUGAUGUCCCUGAUGACCUUAUAACGUCCCCAUUGCUGGAGGCAACGAAGCCAGGGGAGACAAAUGCCGCCGCGGUGAAGGCGGGACGAUUCGGGGCGAAAGAGAGGGAAGGAGAAGAAUCAAGUGCUGACGAAGAGUCAGGGAAACGGGAGAUGCAGGAGCCCGAGCCACUGGACCUCGAUGCUCAACCUUCAUCACAAGAGCUCUCGUCCGAAGGCCUCGACGCUCCCUCAGACUCGCCUGCAGAGUUAAAAUCACCUGCCAGCCCCUCCUCUCUGCUUGCUUUCCCCAAGGCGGUCGUGAAGGCUGUUGUUGAGACUGAGCGCGACAAUAGACAGAAGGUCAAGGACAGGGCUCUUGCCGCACACAAUGCUGUGAAGGAUGGUGGGAUACGACGUCUGAGCGGGGAACUAUGUGCUACGGGCGACAAAGGAGACGAGGUGUUACCGCAGAUUAGAGAGCGGGAUAUCGAACCCGUCAAUGUGGUCUAUACCAACGACAUGGUAAUCGAUGCUUCUGGGUAUGGCUCGCAUAGCAAAGAUCGGUCAGAUAGCACCGUCACUGGUUCGUCAUCCAAAGAUACUACCAGAGCACCUAGCCCAGAAUCCCUGCAGGACCGCGAUGCUAAUGACGAAAGCUCACAAGCCGUACCGUUUCCUACCAUGCGGGUCACCUCCGAACCCCCGCCGGAACACGAGUCCGACUACGUUUCUUCGAGUCGACAUCCUUUGCAGCCCAUCCAAACUGCUAGUACGGCCGGCCCAAGCUCGAGUAAGCUCGCGGUGCCCACGGAGGAAUAUUCAUGGGAAUGGGGUGCAUUCCCUCAGAAGUCUCCCGUGAAGCCAAACUUCUCGAGGACUGUGUUUCCGGUGGCAGAUCAUGUAAGAUCUGCGUCGAAGGGCAAAGCACAAGAAUUCUUUUCCGAAGUCGACGAAGGUUUCUCGGAGUUGGAGUCGGUAUCGAAGGCGAGUUUAGACAUGAAUCGAAGUGUCAGCGUACCGCCCGACGUCGGAGGAAAUCUACCGAUCACGCGGAAAGGUCUCGAGGAGCAGAAGCAAAGCAGAGAAGACACCGCGUUCGGCUCAGGGGCCCGGUUACGGCCUUCCAGCAGAGAUCCUUACUUGUUCCAAGUGGAUAUCUUCGGGGGACAGCAGAUUGAUUUCGAGCUGAGUCUUGUGGACGACGAUGAUAGCGGUGUAUGGCAAGGGGAAGAGCUGGAAGCUGCGCGCAGGUUCGAUGGGGGGAGGGUCACGUUCGACGCUUUUCUGGAAGAUGAAUCUAUUGUACGAGACGAUAGACUAGUCAUUAGAUGGGCAGGUGAUAAGUACAUCACACGACAAGACGGGUCUCCACUCAUGGACGCCCUUGUUCUAUGGCGGGAAUCUGCACUCCAGGAUAAAUCAGGAUCGACUACUCCAACGAACGAUCGGAGGCGGCCUCUGCCUGUUCUCGAGGAAAGGGGCGUUGCGAUGCUUGAAGAGACGCCUCAACAAAGGACUUCUUCCUGGAUCAGCUGGUGGAAUAGGACGCGGACGACCAGUGGGAUCAAGCAGGAAAUCGGCGGAAAGGGAGGUAGGCCAAAUCUUCGAGAGAUUAACUCAGUGCCGGUCCAUACUGAAACGGUGAAGAAACCCAAGCGGGAUAGAAGUCUAGAGCCGGAACUUCUGUCCGCUGAAUCCGACGCGCACUCCAUCUCGGUGCCUACAUCCCCGCCACUCGGCUCGGAUAUUCUCGACUCAGGCCCCCCAGAAAAGCGCACAGAUGAAGGCACGCAGACUUCUAGCAAGAGAUAUGCGAAGACGUUAAGGCUGAGCUCUGACCAACUUAAAGAACUAGACUUGAAACCAGGGUCUAAUACGAUCACGUUUUCCCUGUCCGCGACAGGAGUUGCAGCUUGUACUGCCAAGAUCUUUGUCUGGGAUUACACUGAUCUUGUUGUAAUAUCUGAUAUUGAUGGAACUAUCACAAAGUCGGAUGCCCUUGGACACGUCUUCACAAUGAUCGGACGUGACUGGACCCACAUGGGAGUAGCGAAGCUUUACACCGAUAUUUGCCGGAAUGGGUACAAGAUCAUGUAUCUGACGUCCCGAGCGAUCGGGCAAGCGGACACGACCAGAUACUACCUGAAGAGUAUCAAACAGAACGACUACCAGUUGCCGGAGGGCCCUGUUAUCAUGAGCCCCGACCGCCUGUUCACCUCUUUACAUCGGGAGGUAAUCAUGCGCAAGCCUGAAGUCUUCAAAAUGGCAUGUCUUCGGGAUAUUCAGCGGCUGUUCGGAGGGCGAAAUCCGUUCUACGCCGGCUUCGGAAAUCGGAUUACAGAUGCACUCUCUUACAGGAGCGUGAAUGUUCCCAGUUCAAAGAUUUUCACAAUUGAUUCGAACGGAGAAGUGAAGAUGGAGCUUCUGGAGCUCGCGGGCUACAAAUCUUCAUAUAUACAUAUGACUGAUCUGGUGGACCAGAUGUUCCCCCCUAUCCAUAAGAGCUGGGCCCCCGAGUUCACUGACUUCAAUUAUUGGAAGGCGCCAAUGCAAGAAUUCCCUCUCCCUGACUUGACACCGCCAUCACCUGCACUGAGUGCCCGCUCAGACACCUCCAACCAAAGUACUCUUGCUCGCUUGAGGAACUUUAGUCUGGUCGGGAGUCGCCAAAAUAACAUGAAGAACUUCACCCUCCCUCCACCCACGACGGAUGCCUCGAAACAGGAUGCAGCGCCCGAGAGGAGCGCUACUCUUCGGCAGAUGUCGUCCUUCGAGAGGCUCACCAGCGCCCUUGGUGGGUUUACCCGAUCGUCUUCGCCAGGACCCGAAAGUCGAAGUCAAAGCCCGGUCUCGCAAUCCUCCACAUAUCUGGAUUCGGGUUCGGAAGACGAGGACGAUGACCUAGAGAAGCAAAGGGUUCGACGGAGAAGAGAGCGCACGAGGAGUAUGGAGAGCAUGCCCGGAUCCCUGCCUGGAUCCGUCGACGAGGACAUACAUUUUGGAUCCGAUGAUGAGGAGCAUGACGAGGACCAUGGCUCCAACAGAGGUGACAAUGGGGACGAAGCGAACGAAGCGACCUUCGAUGAAGACCUGCUUGCGACGGGAGAGAUGGAGAGCGUGCCUUUCUUGUAGACGCAUUGGACAUUGCAUACAGCAUUACUCGCAUACUCAUACCUAC